AUGGACGACGACAAGUCCACAGACGCCUCUUCUGUGGACGCUAGGAUCCUUUUACCUCUCAACAAGCUCUUUGACACAGAUGAUGAUGACGACAGUUUGCCCACAGCAGACGAUAACAGUAAUACCGCCCUUAGAAAUGGAAAUAUUACAAAUAAAAAUGAAACGAGAAAAGACAGUGUUGUUACUUUCAGUGACAUGGACCAGAUGGCGGACGGGAGAGCAACCUCCUUAUCUCUCAUUAACAACCAGGAUGAGGACUCGGAUUCCAGAGACGAAGAAGACCCCGAGACACCCGACGUGUCUCCCAGAAAGUUGAUUUUCAACGCAGCAAGACGCUGGUCCGUGAAAGCAGUCAAAAACGCUGGACCAGAGGGUGUACAUGUUAAAGAUGAUACCAGUUCAUUUUUUGUCACGGGCCGUGAUUUUGAAAGCGUGAACACCAACCACACGUACACCAACUCAGAGAAGGAACUCUUAGCAGCUCACGAUAGUCUCGACUACUUGCCGCCACAUAGCGAGGUUUACAAGGCAUGGCUGAGGAAUCAACCGGCAAGGUUUAACUUGGACCGGUGGGUGAUGAUGGCAUUGAUAGGGGUAGUCGUGGGGACGGUGGGUUACCUACUUCACCAGACUGUCAACGUGAUCGUGCACUUGAAGUGGGAGAAAGCUGGAGUCUUUAUUAAGAGUGAUAUGUUGAUGGCGUUCGCCUGGGUGUUAACAUACAGUAUAGGUUUUACUGCCAUAGCGUCUUUCUUCACCGCGUUCGUAUGGACACCUGCUGUCGGUUCCGGGAUUCCAGAAAUCAUCGGGUUUCUGAACGGCACAGUUGUCCGCCACGCCCUAAACCUCCGAACUUUCAUUUUCAAGUUUAUCUCGUGCACAUGCGCAGUAGGAGCCGGGCUGCCUCUGGGUCCCGAGGGCCCUAUGAUACAUAUAGGAGCCAUCAUAGGGAAUGGACUGAGUCAAUUUCGAUCACGAACGUUCGGUUGUAAACUCCCUCUGUUCGAACGCCUUAGGAAUUCAGAAGACAGGAGAAAUUUUACCUCUGCUGGAGCCGGUGCCGGGGUGGCGUCUGCUUUUGGAGCACCCGUGGGUGGCUUGUUAUUUGCUUUGGAAGAAGUAUCUUCAUUCUGGACGAUGAAGCUUUCAUGGAUGAUUUUCUUCUGCUGUAUGGUGACCACAUUUUCCACCGACUUUCUGAACUCCGCAUUUGCCGAAUUCAAAUACUGGGGGAGUGUCGGCCUGUUUGAUGUGGAUAAAUACAUCCGUGAACGUGAUACUGUUUAUUCCCUCCGCCCUGCUAGGGGCACUGGGAGGCCUGCUAGGGGGGGUCUACACCGUCCUCAACCUGAAGAUAGUCCGAGCACGGCGUGCCAUCAUGUCUAAGAUAACCAAUAGAUGGCUGGAGAAAAUGGCAAGGUUUCUGGAGCCCGUCAUUGUAAUGACAAUCCUGGCAGCGCUGUCUGUGUCUAUACCGAUGUUAUUCCCAUGUCGACCGUCCUCCUGCCCCAAACUACCAGAGAAUACCACAGCGUUGCCCAAUGGAACUCACCCCGAGUGUCCAGUGAUAGGGAACUUCACGUGGAAGGUCAGUAAACACGCGGUCCAGUUCACGUGUCCGGGGCCAGAGAGCCAUGGGGGCCAUAACGAACACCCUGAGACCAGCGGGGAAUACAACGAACUGGCGUCCAUCCUAUUCUUGGGCGGUGAGGACGCGGUCCGUAACCUGUUUUCACGGCGUACCUACCUGAUGUUUAGUUACGUAUCCUUGGUGACAGCGUUGGUCAUUUAUUUCCUGCUGUCCUGCUGGGUCCUCGGGAGCUCUGUGACGGCUGGUCUGGUGAUUCCAAUGCUUUUUAUCGGCGGGUUAUACGGGAGGAUCGUAGGGCGAGGAAUGGUGGAUGUAUUCUUCCUAAUAACCGGUCAGAUGCCUACAGACCCUUACUGGCGGUGGAUCGACCCCGGGGCCUUCGCUCUCAUCGGGGCAGCAAGCUUCUUCGGGGGAGUGUCCCGACUGACCAUGUCACUGACAGUUAUCAUGAUGGAGAUCACCAACGACAUCCAGUUUCUGUUACCUAUCAUGGUGUCUGUGAUGACGGCCAAGUGGGUUGGCGACAUGAUCACACACCCCCUUUAUCUCUCCUUACUCGAGUUGAAGUGUAUUCCAUUCCUCGCUGACGAACCGGUUGUCCAUGACGACGAGAAUAAAAUAGUAAAUCUGGAACUGCACACUGUUGCCGACAUCAUGACAACGCCAGUGAAAACUCUGCAGACGCGCGAGAGUGUGCGAACUUUGGCGAGACUUGUGCUGCAGAACCCGUAUGGAGGAUACCCCGUGGUAGCACGUGACGGGGACUCGAAGGAGGACCAUCUUCUGGGUAUUAUUACAAGGAAUGAGCUGAUGAUGCUGUUGACGGAAAUGGUAAUAAAUCCACGAGCGUCCCCGAAUGCUGAUUACAUUCCAAACCUCUCAUUUAGUGUGUUAGGUAAUGCUAUUGAUCGUCUCGACCAUCUAAAAAGACGUGACCUUAUUCUUCACAAAUACGUGCUCGCUGCAGAAUAUGAUGAUGUUAUAAUGGAUAUUUCACCAUUUAUCAAUCAGUCGUCAAGCAGUAUUCAAAGCAGCUUCUCUCUCCAUCGGACCUAUAUUAUGUUCCGCACACUGGGAUUACGUCACCUGACAGUUGUGGAUCGCCGGAACCGCGUGGUCGGUAUCGUCUCGCGGAAGGAUAUGAUGGGAUAUUAUUUAGAAGAGAAACUGGACUUGAAACGAAGAAUUCAGCAACAGCGAGAACGAAAUGAAGACUCUGAGAGAAAAUCUUUACUGAACGGAUUGCAGUAGCUGUGACAUUCAACACAAUACAGAAAAUCACAUCAAACACAAUGCCGCGCGUCGCCUUGGGCAAAUCAGUAUUAUAUUUCAAAUGCACUGGAUAGAUUUCGUAAAUGCUAUAGACGUUUAUGAAAGCGUAACAUGAAGUCUUUUAAUGGCGAAUAUUUUGCCGAAAUAAAUGCCGAGUUUUGCUGAGCUAUUUUUAAAUCACAGUCUUUGUGUUUAAGUAUCAACGUCAAAGUGCAUUAAUGACAGCAUCUAAAAUGCGAGAAAACGCGAGAUUAUUCAGUGGUAUGUUAUUUACUGAUCUGUGUAAACGAAGAGUGCCAAUGUGGUGCACAACAUCCUCUCACUCCUUUUUCUACAGUCAUAAAGACAGAUAUAACGUUGCAGUUGUACUGAUGUGACUGAAAUGAAAGGAAAUUCUGCACUGAGUUAACGCGGUGCAUUUACGCAAUCUGUUUACAUGUCGAUAGAAAUCGGAAUUGCUUAUUUAUUUACAAACUACACAAAUAAGUAUCUACUGUUUCUGAAAAUAGUGCUCUCAGACUUGUUAUUUUUCCAUCACGUUUUAUUUUUUGCUGGAUGUUUACAUUCGUGAGGAGUGUAACGUUAACGCUUUACCGUCAUUUCGCAUAAAUCUUUAUAUGCCAUUCUGCAGGUAUAAAUUACAGAAAUGUGUCUUCCAGUAUAACAAGAUUUCUAUAUAGAUUGACCAGUUACUUCUUUGCAAAAAUCUUAUCCAAAGCAACACUUUUUGGAAUUUUUGAGAG
Messenger RNA from Lingula anatina, 3606 nucleotides. Its product is annotated as chloride channel protein C. Gene Ontology annotation, molecular function: chloride transmembrane transporter activity. The record is from RefSeq and is a predicted model, not a curated record. Gene Ontology annotation, biological process: chloride transport; transmembrane transport. Lineage: Eukaryota; Metazoa; Brachiopoda; Lingulata; Lingulida; Lingulidae. Gene Ontology annotation, cellular component: membrane; intracellular membrane-bounded organelle.